Portunus trituberculatus (swimming crab) is the source of this 3204-nucleotide messenger RNA. RefSeq names its product serine/arginine repetitive matrix protein 1-like. NCBI's taxonomy places the organism in Eukaryota, Metazoa, Arthropoda, Malacostraca, Decapoda, Portunidae. The record is from RefSeq and is a predicted model, not a curated record.
CGUAGCGCGCCAGUCCACCAGUGACUGAGACAGAGGUAACAUUGCUGCUCCACUCCUCCCCACAGCCCGGGCCGCGCGGUUCCGCUCCAUCCCUGCCCCGCGUGUGUCAGCUUCCUUGAUAGUUUGCCACGACUCUGCUGGCUUGUAAUCACUGUCACCAGGAACUGUGUGCGUGUGUGUGUCGUGUCAGUGGUGCAGCGUCCGGCAGUGAGGGUCCGGUGGCCGCCGCGAUCACUGAUCGAUUGUCACCACCACGUAGGGAACACAAACAAAACAAAAGGAUUGUGAGGGACACACCAGACGGGGGCAUGAGGUUGCUCUCCACAGCCUGACCCGCGUGACUGAGCCGACUACCAGACCAGCGGGACGAGAGCCGCCGCGGACCUUCGCCCCGACCAUCGCUGCCACCGGCCGGCACCGGACUCCGCACUCCUUGAGGCGGCCACCCGGGGAAGAGACGAGCCUGCUUCAGACUUCGGGAGUCUCGGUGUAGCUUUGCAUCACGGCUGGAGGGACUGCCGGGAGCAUGGAGGUGGUGAUGGGCCGAUGCUUCCCGCUGACGGGACCGGGCCACCACCUCGCCGUGGACUUCACCGUGAAGGGAGCCGUGCAGGAGGGAGAGAAAGCUCCUGACUCCCUGGUUUCUAAGAAUGUGAACGGGAAAGACAAUUACUGCACUGCGCGAUCGCCUGGCGGUGAGGUGGCAGGCUUGGCCCAGCACGACCACGGGAAGAUGUUGGCGCCGCAGCGGCUUGGCGCGCCACACCACCCCAAGCAGACGGCCAUGGGUGGGCCUGACCAGCGCUCCUCGGGAAAAGAGAAUGAGCUGAGCCACACCAAGACGAAAGAAGACAAGAGGGAAGGCCAGUCAAGCGAAAAGCCAAAGAUGCAAUCCAUCUUGAGGCGAACCUGCUCAUCGUCAGCUUCUGAGGAAAGGGACUCUGGUGAAAGCCCAAAGGCGCCCACUGGGAGAGGUGAGCAAAACCAAGGGAGCGAGAGAGAGCUGAGCUGGGGCAAGAGGGCGUGGGAAAUGACACAGCGGCGGAAGGCACAGAUGAGGGAAGAAUUCUUCAAGGUGCCUUACGAGGAGUGCAACAAAGAGGCCGCCCAAAGCCUCGGGGGGCGCCUCAACAAGUCUGAGCCUAGACUGCACACACUCGGCAAGGACAGGAAGAAGAGAAACUCUCUCUCCUACAAGCGGAGGGUUCACUUCGACCUUGACCACGGAGAAGAAGAGGACAGGAAGCCGAGGAGUCGCAGCAAGUCUUUCGAGGCUCCUGAUCCGCCCCGGAAAGUGGUGGUGUCGAUCUAUUCCAUCGACAAACCCAAGAGUGUCAUCCAGCCAGACGCGUUUUACUGCAGCGCACCAGAUGGAGCGGCCCAGGGUGCCAGGGACACUGCCAGCGCACGGGCACGCAGCGCCCGCCCCACAGACCUCGAUAGUCUGCAGCAGAAGGCACAGACAGAUGCCUUCCAGAGGCAGCAGAGUCCCGGCAGCACCGAACAGCCUGACAGCCAGCAAGACAGACGGACUCGGUUUGAACCAAACCAACGUCUCACACCCUCACCCUCACCCUCACCCUCGCCAACCACUCCGCAGUCUCUCAGCGGUGCGACGACCCCUGGGAUGAACUCCGCCGUGGUGAAAAGCGGCAGCCUGACAACACCGACGCCUAAAGAAUCCUGUAGCACUCCUCUGCGGCCACCCAGGACACAACACGCCCUCCCCUCACCCCUGCAGAGUGUGGCCAACAACCCCGCCACAUCCUGCUCACAACCUCUUCCUUGCAACACCUCGCCUGCUCCCCCCGACCAACCAGCAUCAGUCCCUGUUCCCGCCCCACGGUCACACCUCGCCAAGUCACACUCACUCCCGAGCCACACCCGCUCCUUCCCGACGUCACUCUCCAGGGAGGCGCAGCAGGCGUCCUCCCAGCUAUCACGCCCACGCCCUGACCACCUCGACCUCAACUCUUCAUCAGCAAGGGGCGCCGUGCACACCUUCACGCCCACCAAGGCCUUCAUACAGCCACACACCGCCACGCCUGCACACACGCACUUCACCACGCCAAGAACAUUUCUCCCACCACCUACACACGUCCCAACCCCUUCCACCCCCGCCACUACACUCACGCCCGCCUCCUCAACGGCACCCAAUACGCCCACCAUGCCUUUCACCAUCACAACAACACCCACACCCAUAGCUUCCCGCGCCCCAGGUAUGAGCACCCAUACAACACCCCAGACACCCACGCAACUCCCUAACCUCCUCGGCGGCCCUGUGCCCAUGCCUCGCAAACGCAUAUCAGUCUCCCAGCAGACACCCACGCCCAACACCUCACCACUCCACCGCCUACACACGCCCACUGCGCCUCCCACGCAGACCACACGGCACAACAGAGACACCCACACAGUUAAGAAAGCCCCUCCAACCAAAAUGACAGUCCCUCCUCAAGACCAUGACAAAGAAAACGACUCGGCAAGACAGAAUCAGAAAACGGAUGUGGUCGACAGGGAGAACUCCAUUAAUAUCCUGAUGACCAAAGGGGAGAGUUACGCCAAACACAACAUCGUCAUCAGCAGCCACAAAUCGUCAGCCCCACCGCCGUCAGUUACCGUCAGAAAGGUGUUCAUUCCUGUGUCCACUCCCUCCAGAAGCUCCCCGUCACCCACGCCCUCCUGCGCCUCCUCCAGCUGCUCCUUCGGUUCCUCGGGGAGUUCUUCAGGGUGUUACUCCGGUUCUCCCUCCCCCACCCCGACCCCCUCCCCUACCAGGAUCAGGGCUUCUUGCGCGCCGACCGAUCUCUAAGAUCUCGGCGUGGAGGUGCGAGGCGCCAGGACGAAGGACGCCUGACCGCCUGGAGGAUGACACCGCCCACACCAUCGCUGAGUGAUCGCAGCCCACCCAACUCUAAUCUUCGAGGAUGACGUCUUGUAUUGAGUCCUCAGACUGUGUUGUUUUGUUUGGGCACGGCGGAGGUUAAGCUGUCUUUGAAGCCACCUUGAUGUGGGACUGACGAUGCGGUGUUUGUGGCGCGAUGACGCCCUUUUGUUUGAGAUCAUCUGAGAGGUGAGAAGACCCAGCUCAUGAUUAGUAAGCUCUUUGGUGACGCCAGUGUGUGUGCGUAAUGAACGCAGGAAAUUGACCAAUGUAGUGGAGGAGUGACUCAUAGUAGGUGGAGUACAAGUGUUUGUGGUUACCUU